CGCUUUUCCUCUAAAUACCACAAAAACAGACGACGGACGAUGGCCGGUGCUCUACCAAAUGCGAAGAGGAACUUGCCAAAGAUUGCUGAUGAGGACCGCGAGAGCAGGUUCGGUCAGGUCUUUGGUGUAUCGGGUCCUGUCGUGAUUGCAGAGAACAUGACCGGUUCGGCCAUGUACGAGCUUGUCCGGGUGGGACACGACGAGCUUGUGGGUGAGGUCAUUCGAAUCGAUGCGGACAAGGCGACUAUCCAGGUAUACGAGGAGACUUCGGGCGUUACUGUAGGCGACCCUGUCUUGAGGACAGGAAAGCCUCUCAGUGUUGAGCUCGGUCCUGGUUUGAUGGGCAACAUUGUCGAUGGUAUUCAAAGACCGCUUCGUGGUAUCCAAGAACUUUCCAAGUCUAUCUACAUUCCCCGCGGUAUCAACACCGAAGCUCUUGACCGCUCCCUCGAGUGGGAUUUCACCCCUACCGACGUGAAGAUCGGAGACCACCUCUCUGGUGGAGAUAUCUUCGGUCGCGUAUAUGAGAACUCCCUUGUCGAUGCUCACAAGAUCAUGAUGUCACCACGCGCCAUGGGCACCAUUACACAUAUCGCAGAGAAGGGCAGCUACCACGUCGAUGAUAUCGUUUUGGAAACCGAGUUUGAAGGCAAGACGACGAAACACACCAUGAUGCAGCUUUGGCCUGUCCGUGCACCUCGUCCUGUGGCCGAAAAGCACACAGCAGAUCACCCCCUGACCACCGGCCAACGUAUUCUCGAUGCUCUCUUCCCAUGUGUCCAAGGUGGAACGACUGCUAUUCCUGGCGCUUUCGGUUGUGGAAAGACCGUCAUCUCGCAAGCUCUUUCGAAGUUCUCAAACAGCGACAUCAUUAUCUACGUCGGAUGUGGUGAGCGAGGAAACGAGAUGGCUGAAGUCUUGAUGGAGUUCCCCGAACUCACCAUGGAAGUCGGCGACCGUCAAGAGCCAAUCAUGAAACGCACCACCCUCGUCGCCAACACCUCCAACAUGCCCGUCGCCGCUCGUGAAGCCUCCAUCUACACCGGUAUCACCCUCGCCGAAUACUUCCGUGACCAAGGCUCCAACGUCUCCAUGAUGGCCGACUCGACCUCCCGUUGGGCUGAGGCUCUUCGUGAAAUUUCCGGUCGCCUGGCUGAGAUGCCUGCUGAUUCCGGUUACCCCGCCUACUUGGGUACGAAGCUCGCCAGUUUCUACGAGCGUGCGGGUAAGGUCACCGCUCUGGGUAAUCCCGUUCGUCAGGGUACCGUCUCCAUCGUCGGCGCCGUGUCGCCUCCAGGUGGUGACUUCUCCGACCCUGUCACGUCCUCCACGCUCGGUAUCGUGCAAGUCUUCUGGGGUCUCGACAAGAAGCUCGCCCAACGGAAACAUUUCCCCUCCGUCAACUGGAACGUCUCCUACUCCAAGUACACCAAAGUCCUUGAACCGUACUACGAGGCCACCGAACCCGGCUUCGUCGACCUGCGCACGAAGACGAAGGAGAUCCUGCAAAAGGAGGACGAUCUUGCCGAAAUCGUGCAGCUGGUCGGGAAGAGCGCGUUGGGCGAGAACGACAAGAUCACGCUGGAGGUGGCGAGGAUGCUGAAGGACGACUUUUUGCAGCAGAACGGGAUGAGCGAGUAUGAUCGUUACUGUCCGUUCUACAAGACGAGCGCGAUGUUGAGGAACUUCGUCGGGUUCCAUGAGGCGGCACAGAAGGCGGUGUCCCAGGGGGAUAUAACGUUUGCGAAGAUUAAGGAGUCGGCGAGCGAUGUGAUGUUCAAGUUGUCGCAGAUGAAGUUUGAGUCCCCAUCACAAGGCCAAGAGUCUAUAAAGAAGAACCUCGAUGCGCUCCAUGCCGAGAUCCAGGACAAGUUCAGACAACUCGCUGAGUAGAACCUGAGCGAUGCUCUGGAUGGGUUUUAAACUCGCGGAGGACGGAUCCAGGAGGAAGGAUGAGAGAAGUAUUUUCACGCUUUUUACCCGUGGCCUGUCGUGCAUCAUGUAGCUUAGCGGCCCCGGCUAAUGUCGUUCACGAGGAUUUGGACUAUCGUAUCAUGAAGAUUACUGUUCCUU
Messenger RNA from Stereum hirsutum FP-91666 SS1, 2073 nucleotides. Its product is annotated as V-type ATPase. The coding region runs from base 40 to 1893 and encodes 617 amino acids. The transcript has 10 exons. The record is from RefSeq and is a predicted model, not a curated record. NCBI's taxonomy places the organism in Eukaryota, Fungi, Basidiomycota, Agaricomycetes, Russulales, Stereaceae. Gene Ontology annotation, cellular component: proton-transporting V-type ATPase, V1 domain; fungal-type vacuole membrane. Gene Ontology annotation, biological process: proton transmembrane transport; ATP metabolic process. Gene Ontology annotation, molecular function: proton-transporting ATPase activity, rotational mechanism; ATP hydrolysis activity; ATP binding.